GAAGUUCAAAAUGGCGGAAAUCUUGAAUGUAACAGAUCCUUCAAAUCCAGUCGUAUUUUUUGAUGUGACGAUUGGAGGACAGGACGUUGGACGAAUGAAAAUGGAAUUGUUUGCGAAUGUCGUYCCAAGAACAGCUGAAAAUUUUAGGCAAUUUUGUACAGGAGAAUACAGGAAAAAUGGUCUUCCCAUUGGCUACAAAGGUGCCACAUUUCAUAGAGUCAUCAAAGAUUUUAUGAUUCAAGGUGGGGAUUUCAUACAGGGAGAUGGUACUGGAGUAUCAAGUAUAUAUUCAGAACAACCAUUUGCAGAUGAAAGCUUUAAACUAAAACAUGAUAACGCUGGUCUUCUAUCCAUGGCGAAUAGUGGACCCAAUACAAAUGGAUGUCAGUUCUUUAUAACUUGUACCAAGUGUGAUUUCCUGGACAGUAAACAUGUGGUAUUUGGAAAAAUAGUUGAUGGCUUAUUAGUUAUGAGGAAAAUUGAGAACGUCCCUGUUGGUCCAAAUAAUCGCCCUAAGUUACCUGUACUGAUAUCACAAUGCGGAGAAAUGUAACUUUYAUUGAUAUACAGCAUUGUAAAAUAUAAACUAUACUCAGUUACUGUCAGUAACAAACAUUUAUGUAAAGAACAAUAAACGGUGACUUUCUGUUCAGAAAGGCCAGCUUUUAAUUACA
Molecule: messenger RNA, 674 nt
Organism: Exaiptasia diaphana
Lineage: Eukaryota; Metazoa; Cnidaria; Anthozoa; Actiniaria; Aiptasiidae
Product: peptidyl-prolyl cis-trans isomerase H
Exons: 10
Coding region: 11-553 (180 amino acids)
Biological process (GO): protein peptidyl-prolyl isomerization; protein folding
Cellular component (GO): intracellular membrane-bounded organelle
Molecular function (GO): peptidyl-prolyl cis-trans isomerase activity
Source: RefSeq, a predicted model, not a curated record